ACACCACACAGCCACAACUCCGUUAGGUGCUAAAUUUGUCGUUACUAGUGUCGUCAUCGAUGUACUCAAUUAUGCCAAAUCUGACCACACUGUUUUAAGCAAUUCUAGCAGAAAUAACUGUAAAAGAAUCAUAAAUGGGCGAGAAAUUGCAGCCUAAUUCGAAAAUUUUUCAAAAGUGUUCCUAUCUAGUAAUCGUUUACGGCCCUCUGGUGAUUAGUUUGGGCUACAAAUAUCUCGUUAAAGUGUAGUCAAUAUGCAUUAAUAAGAAUUAAUGUUUUCACAAUAAGUAAUUCACUGUUAAAAGUGGUAUGACUAAUUUGAUAUUUGGAAUUGGUAUAGGAUUAUUCCUUAUUCUGAUUCUGUGGGCUUUGGCUUUAUUUCUGUUUAUUAUUACUUUACGCGUUGAGAAGAAAAUUGGUGCUAUUGCUAUAUUGAUUGUUAGCGUAUGUACAAUUAUUUUAAUUGUUUUACCAAGAGCAUCUGUCAAACCGGUCUCCAUUGAGAAAAAGAUAUAUGAUCAUUUAUUUAUCUGGCGUAUUCUAUUACUUGUGCUGUUGGUUGUAUCUUCUGUCAUUGGCUUGGUAGGAUAUAUUAAAUUUGAAUUAAUAGAAUCUGUCAGGCCAAUUCGAAUAAGUAAUUGGAUUUCUUAGAUAUUUAUAAACCUACCAACAAAAUAGGAGUGUAAAUAUGUAUGACUGCUAAUUCCUAUUUAUUAUGUGCAGUAACUGGGAAAGGGUACUUUAGAUUAAAAAUUGUUUCCAGUUAAUCAAUUUAUUGUUACUUGUAAUAGAAACAGUGUUUAUAAGAUUAAAAAAUGCUGCGCAACACUACUAAACUAUCAUCAAUGUUGGUGCGAAGUGUUUCUCUGUCCCAUCAGAAGAAUAAACGAUUUGAAAUAAAUAACAAUAGUGAAUUUGUUAGUAAGGUAAUGAAUAGUUCGGUACCUGUUAUUGUAAAUUUUCAUGCUGAAUGGUGUGGUCCUUGUAAAAUACUCACACCUAGAUUAAUUCACCUUAUAGAGCCAAUGGAUACAUUAGAUCUUGCGAUUAUAAAUUUAGAAUCAAAUCCAGAAUUAGUACACAUCUUUGAAGUAAAAGCUGUGCCAGCUGUUAUAGCAAUUUCAAAGGGGCUGGUUGUUGAUAAAUUUGUAGGUUUAGUUGAUAUGGAUAUGAUAGAAAAUAUAAUACAUAAACUUACUCAUACUGGUCCCUCAAAUUCUAAAGAUGGUAAGAAUGAAGUUUAAACGCAUAUUACGGUUGUACAUUGUAUGAAAUUAUUUCAAUAAUUAAUCAAUUUGUAUUGUGCUAUAUAAUUUUAUUUCAGUGAGCAUAAAUAUUAUCCUAACAUUGAAAUAUUACUUUUAUGAAAAUGAUUUAUAUAGAGUUACUUCUUUCUUCUCUGAAUUGUAUAGACAAAACAAUAGCAAUUACAUGUCGUGAACGUAAAUUAUAAAAUUAAAUAAAAAUAUAUAUAUAUAUAUAUAUAUACAUACAUAUAUAUAGUUAUAUAAAAAAGUUACAUAAAAUUCUAUUAAAUAGUAUGGGAACAUAUAAACAACCGUAGUUCCAGGAAAAUCAAUCAUUCAAAAUUUCAAUAAAGAUUCCUUAGAAAAUUUCAACACUAUCUAGAAUUUUCACUGUAGGUGCAUUCUUCAUUCAUAAUGAAUAAAUACUAGGAUAAAAUAUAAAACUACUAUUUCUAAAAAGAUAACGUAUUCUCAUUUAUUAUUUAUAAUUUUUAUAAUAAUAACUUGUUAAUUACUUUACAAACUUUUGGUAAUGUUUUAUGUGUCAAUUAUAUUAUAAUAUGAUUAUAAAAUGAUUCUUUAAAACUGAUUGUGUAUUACAUAGUACAAUACAUUGUAAUAAUUAAGAUUAACGGCCUUUUUUGAUCUACAGUGUCAUCAUACUAGCAAUAUUUAAUAAAGUAAUUCUAAUGUGUAAAACUGAAAUAUAUUUCAAGGUACUCACUUUCUUUGCAUUACUACUUAAAUAUCUCAUAAUGGAAUACAAUUAAUAAGAUUAAUCUCAGCGAUCUCAAUAAAAUUCAUUUAAAAUACAUUGUGCAACAGAGCUAACAAUCAUAUAAUGUUAAAUAUCGAAUCUACGAUAUUAAUACACAUGAUAGAUGCAGGAAUUAUAAACAAAUUGUUGUCCAAUAUAACUUUUUGUUCUGUGUUUAUUCUACAUCGUAAAACAAUUCUGUACAAUCUGUGUAUGAAAGUACUGUCGAUUGUAGAUAGUAGGCCAGAUAUUUAAUAAAGACCAUUUAAUCCAUGUAUUCCCUGAAGAGAGAAAUUUUUUACCCUUGGCAGCAAGUGAUACAUAAAUGUAUACCAAUAAUUAAAGGACUAGCUAAAAAUUUCUUCAUCAGUCAGGUGCUUUCAAGAGACACCAUGAUAAGGCAAUGCUGUGAUUUUUUUGGUUACUUGCAAAAUUGUUCAUCAUUCAUGUCAAAUAUAUAUAUACUAUAAUUAUAUGUACUACUCUUUCUUUAUUUAAUCAUAAACAAGAGAGUAUUUUAUAUUUUUGCAAGCAACCUCGUCU
Messenger RNA from Colletes gigas, 2546 nucleotides. Its product is annotated as thioredoxin, mitochondrial. NCBI's taxonomy places the organism in Eukaryota, Metazoa, Arthropoda, Insecta, Hymenoptera, Colletidae. Gene Ontology annotation, cellular component: cytoplasm. Gene Ontology annotation, molecular function: oxidoreductase activity, acting on a sulfur group of donors, disulfide as acceptor. Bases 815 to 1243 code for a protein of 142 amino acids. The record is from RefSeq and is a predicted model, not a curated record. The transcript is spliced from 4 exons.